Oryzias melastigma (Indian medaka) is the source of this 3723-nucleotide messenger RNA. Its product is annotated as gastrula zinc finger protein XlCGF28.1. The coding region runs from base 1440 to 3476 and encodes 678 amino acids. The record is from RefSeq and is a predicted model, not a curated record. Gene Ontology annotation, molecular function: RNA polymerase II cis-regulatory region sequence-specific DNA binding; DNA-binding transcription factor activity, RNA polymerase II-specific. The transcript has 5 exons. Gene Ontology annotation, biological process: regulation of transcription by RNA polymerase II. Gene Ontology annotation, cellular component: nucleus. Lineage: Eukaryota; Metazoa; Chordata; Actinopteri; Beloniformes; Adrianichthyidae.
AUGAAAUCAACUUUUUUUCCAAGGAAAAGCAGUUUUAAUGUAUAUUCUCUAUACAGUUGACAAUUACACAUAAAACACAAAAUGAAUAUGUUUAUUGAUUUUGAUUUGUGUGAGAAUUUUGUGUUUUUAAAGAAAAACAGUAGUACUAUUUGCUGCUUUUGUGUGUUAACAUCUCCCCUAAUGUCUUGAGACAAAACAUUAACAAAUUUGAGAUUUACCAUUAAACAUGUAUCAAGGUUCAGACAUUUUUUAAACUAAAGUUUAGCUUUAGUUUUGCAUCUGCAAAUGAGAAUAUAAUCACCCAUCUAUCCAUUUUCUUAACACAGUUUCCCUUUUGGGGGCUACCGGCCUGUCAGUCUAACCAGGCUACUGUUGGACAAAGCCAGGUCCCCCAUGAACAGGUCGCCACCCUCGCAAACAUAGAGUUCAUAAAGGUGCCUGAAUUCUGUGAACAUCCUCACCAUUUUUUGGCUUUCAUUUAAAGUCUUUUUUGUGUGUGUACAUUUAUUAAUAUGGGCUUCAUGAAAAAAAUUCUAGAUUUGAUUGGAAAACCAAGAAUUUAGGAUUCUUCUAUUUUAAAGAAUGGCAUUUUUCUUUCUUAUUUGCAAGUCAUAAUACACAGCCUUUGUGAUGUUAAAGCGUCUUCAAUUCAUUUCAAUUUUAACAUGAAACUAAAACAGUUGUAUUAGGUGGACAAAAAAAAUUAACUGUUUGUUUUGGACUGGAAACGUAUUUCUGAUAAUAAAAAUCUUGCACAUUUUGUUUUAGAUGUUUUUGAUACACUACAAACACAAAAGAGCAUAUUUCACUUGAAGUGUAUACUUUUUUUCUAUAUUCUGAUUCUGAUGUUACUUGCCACAUAGAUCUGCUUGAAAACUUGUCUUUUUGAUUUAAAUAAAUAAAAUCGAAGUUGAGCACGUAUCUAACUUUAUCACAAGAGGGAGGCAAAGUUAAGUUUUUACUCAUUUAACUGUAUAGCAGGGUUCAACCCUCUUGAAAGCAGAAGAAUGAGAGACAAGUGAAAGUUAAAAUAUGAAAAUUGAUAUUCACGUUUAAGGUGAACCUGUCAGAAUUACUUAUAUAAGUUAUGAUUCCACCUUUGAAAGGUGCAUAGCAGUAUUUAUCAUACGGGGAUUUAAAAAACAAACUAAAUUUGAAGCUUUAGUGCAGAAAAUUGUGCUGUUAAAAUAUUUUUUAUCUUUUUACUUUCUAACAUGUAUAUAAUGGAACAUACACUAAGGUGUAAGCAGAGAAAAGUAAAAAUCCUUGCAAAAAUUGUGAACUGCUUUACUAUUUACACUCCACACCAGUAGGGGGCAGUCUUCUGUUUAACUCCACAAGUCGUUAUCUUCCGGAUUAAGCUGUUUGUUUAUGUAUCUAGGUGCCGAAUAGAUGUUCAUCAUUCUCCUGUAAAUAGACUUUGACCAGAUGCUAUACCUAUGGAUAUUUUUGGAAAUCAAGAAUCCGAUUUCUGCAGACUUGAUGUUCCACAGCUGCAUGUAUGCAAGAAGAAUGAAGUUAAGGAAAGGAGCUCCAUACAGGAGGAACUAGAACCUUCAAUAAAUAAAGAGGAAGAGGAGGAACUUCGCAGCAACCCAGAAGAAGAAGAGCAGGAUAUCAAGCCAGACAAAAUAUUUAUAAUCCAGGUAGAAGAGAAACACAUUUGUAAGGAGGAGACGGAUGAUGAGCAGCUUCUCUGGAAGCAGGAGAGGAGCUCCAAUCUGGAUGAGGAGGAACCAGAGCUUCAACACAUCAAAGCGGAGCAGCAGGAGUACUUCAUCAGUGAGGGAGGAGAACUGCUUGAACAGAAGCAGGAGACUGAUGCUUUUACAGUCACAGAGCAUGAUCAGGAAAGGAUGGACUACAAACCAAGUGAGAGUCCAGAUCUGGAAGAAAACACUCCGAUCAGAAACAGCCAUCACUUUGAGCAUUUAGGCAACUCUUCAACAUUAGAGAAUCACUGUCAAAUAGAUAUAGAGGAAGUCUUGGAUGUUCUGAAAUGUUCAGUUUGUGGAAAAACCUUCACUCAAUCAUAUCUGAAUCACUCUCAAGUGAAGCAACUUGAUGUAAUCCACUCUGGAGUGACUCUAGGCCUUUGUGAACCCUGCAGAAACAGACUGGAUCAAGGUGAUGCUGUGACCAUCCAGCUCGACACUCCUUCGGACAAGAGGUCACAUUUCUGCAAAGUGUGUGGAAAAGUUUUUAUGGGCCGAGAUGUUCCACAGCUGCAUGUCCCUGAGGAUGAGGAGGAGAGAUCCUUUCUGGAUCAGGAUCAGCCAGAGCCUCCACAGAUCAAAGAGGAAGAGGAGGAGGAACUUUCCAGCAGCCAGGAGGAAGAGCACCUGUUACUGAAGCAGGAGAUCAAAUCUGAAAGGGAUGAACUCUAUGUAAUCCAGUUUGAAGACCCCUCAGAGAAACACAUUUAUAAAGAGGAGACGGAUGAUGAGCAGCAGCUUCUCUGGAAACAGGAGAGGAGGUCCAGUCUGGGUGAAGAGGAGCCAGAGCUUCCAGAGAUCAAAGAGGAGUGGGAAGAGGUCUACAUUAUUGAGGAAGGAGAGCAGCUUGAACUGAAGCAGGAGAACGAUGCUUUUAUGCUCACUGAGCAUGAUCAGGAAAAGAUGGACUCUGAAACAGAACCAAGUGAGAGUGCAGUUCUAGAAAAAAAUAAUCAGAUCAAAAACAGUGAUGCUGUGACUGUCCAGCUGAACCCUUCUUCAAAUGAGAGCUUACAUUGGUGUGGAACAUGUGGAAAAGUUUUUACUCGACGUCGUAAUUUAAGUGUUCACAUGAGAAUCCACACUCGUGAGAGGCCUUUAUGUGAAAUUUGUAAGAAAACCUUUUGUCACGCAGAGAGUUUGCUUCAUCACAUGAGAACUCACACAGGUGAGAGGCCUUUUACUUGUCCACUAUGUGAAAAAGGUUUCAUUAGAAGAUGUCAAUUACAAGUCCACCUCAGAACUCACACAGGUGCAAGGCCUUAUACCUGUGAAGUAUGUCAAAAAACUUACAUCAGCAGUAGUUGCUUUAAAGUCCACAUGAGAACUCACACAGGUGAAAGGCUUUUUACCUGUGAAGUGUGUGAAAAAAGUUUUACUACAACUGCUCAAUUAAAAGUCCACAUGAGAACUCACACAGGUGAGAAGCCUUUUACUUGUGAAGUUUGUGAAAAAAGUUUUGCUCAUAUUAGUCAUUUAAAUGUCCACAUGAGAACUCACACAGGUGAGAGGCCUUUUUCUUGUGAAAUAUGUGAAAAGCGUUUCACUAAAAGUAUUCACUUGAAAGUCCACAUGAGAGUUCACACAGGUGAGAGGCCCUAUACGUGUCAAACAUGUGGGAAAAGUUAUGCUCAAAGCAGUUAUUUAAUUGUCCACAUGAGAGGUCACACAGGAGAGAGGCCUUAUAUUUGUAAAAUAUGUGGAAGAAGUUAUACUCAAAGUAGUAAACUAUCAGUUCAUAUGAAAAAGUCACACGCGUGAGAGGCCUCAUACUUGUAAGAUAUAAAAUACUAAAUUAAAAGCCAACAUGAGAGCUUGUACAAGUGAGAAACAUUUUUCCAUGAAAUAUACACAAAACCUUCUGUGAUAUUUGUGGUUUAUCCCACAUGAGCACCCACACAGGCAUUCAAAACUUUCCCUCAAAGCUGUAUUUUUUCCGUCUUUUGUUGUUCCCUGUGAUGUGUUCCUUUUUUCUUAAUAAAAGAUAGCAUAACAAGGAAACAAGCCA